Molecule: messenger RNA, 3088 nt
Organism: Silurus meridionalis
Lineage: Eukaryota; Metazoa; Chordata; Actinopteri; Siluriformes; Siluridae
Gene: lrrc53
Product: leucine rich repeat containing 53
Exons: 6
Coding region: 421-3084 (887 amino acids)
Molecular function (GO): protein binding
Source: RefSeq, a predicted model, not a curated record
GUUUCUUUUCUUUACUGCUAUAAUAAUCAUCAGAUGUUGUUUUGGUGGCUUUAAUUCUAUUAGUCAGCCUUUGGAGUGUAGGACAGCUGGAGGAUCAGGUGGCACUCAGGUAAAAAGCUGUAACACUACACUGCGAGUUUGUAUUCAACACUGGUUAAGUGUUACCUGCUACCUCCUACCUCCUACGUGCUACCUGUACACCUUCAGUCUCACCAGAACACACGGAUCAUCCACCGAACGCAGACUGGGAACCAUCAGGAUUAUGAGAAGCAUGUUGAUUCAUGGUUUCUUGUCAGGUGAGAAGAUUUCGCUGCAUGGUGAUGAAUUGGAAAGAACGACUGCUGUAAAGAAGAAGGUCCAAGAUCUUGGGGAUGUGAGAGCUGCAACACUGUGUGACCCAGUCAACCAAAUGAGAAAACCAUGAGAAGUGUCCUCCUGCUACUGAUGGUGUCAGUAACGCAAGUUCAGCUUUCCUCUCAUUCGCUCUGCCCGGAUUCCUGCAUUGUGUGUUCGAAUGACGCCAUCAUCUGCAGUAAGAUCUCCAUGAUCAUAGAGGCUCCGGAUUCAACCAAAGCCUUGAUGCUCACCGACGGAUUCAUCGACACUGUGGAUCACAUCGCGAUCUCUGAUUUAUCCAACAUGAGUGUUUUGGUACUCAGCAACAACAUCAUCUCGACCAUCGUAGGGAACGCUUUUCAAAACCUAACUGUCCUCAGAACCCUAUCUUUGGACCAUAACCUUCUCUCCAGCCCCUCCCUCGAUAGAUUGACCUUCUCCUGGCUUCAUAAACUAGAGACCCUUCAUUUGGGUCAUAAUUCUAUAAAGGAAAUCUGUGGAUCCUGGUUUCAAUACACCAAUUCUCUGAAAACUCUGCUGCUGGAGGGGAACCUUCUGAGCUUUCUUAACUCCAGUACGUUUGCUUCAUCUGACCUGAGAAGCUUGGAGACCUUGGAUUUGUCGGACAACCUCAUCUCCUUCGUGGGCCGAGACAGUUUCCGCAACCUGCCGCGUCUCGGGAGUCUGGAUCUCUCACGAAACAGGCUUCAAAAUGUGCCCGAUGCUUUCUCAUAUCUCCUAAGGCUCUCGAUGCUAAACCUGGACCUGAAUCGCUGGAACUGUAGCUGUGAGCUGAGGGAGUUAGCCCGUUUUCUCAACAGCUACAUUCAGUCUCCAGACAAAGUCUUGCACAAUGGGAAGAGGAUGGCGUGCGCUGGUUCAGACAACCCCAAAGUUCAGACAGUGCUGGAGAUAAAUGAGGCUAACUGUAUGCCAGCUAACGGAAACAUGAUGGCGGACAUCAAUGCUACGAGUUCCAUCACAUCUCAGCGCUACACCAGAGACGUUGCCAUUGCUGUUGUCUGUUCAUGCCUGGGUGGUGUUGUGAUUACGCUUGCAAUACUUGCACUUCUACACAGGAAGUUGGGGAAAAGGUUUCGCCCAACGCAGAAGACAAAAGGAGCCGAGGAACCGUCCAGCCAGGCGUGGGACUUCACUGAAGGCAAAGUGGCUCUCUCGAUGUCUUAUGCUCUCCAAAACAGCAACAACCGUGAUCAUCUACAAUGGGACAAAGAGGACACUUCAUCUGGGAGCAGACCCGACACAAUGAGAAACUAUUUCAUUUGCCAAAACUGUGGUUUGACAUCCAGGAGAAAAGCUUUGAAUCAAAGAACUAACAGAGGAAUUCGACCGAAUGUGGAAGAAGAAUGGUCAACCUAUUUGGACAGAUGGAAAGACACCGAUUUCUGUCCAAAAAUCAAAGAUGAAGAUGGAAGCCUUCAAAGACAUAAGGUAAAAAGUGCCAGUGGGUUAAACACUGAUCAUCCCAGACAACGAUCUCCACGAGAAGACACAUCGACACUGAGAAUGCAGCAGAUAGCUCUGAGGAGACACAUGUCAAUUGCCCAAAGACAAACAUUCACCCCAGAAGAGGAACCAAAUGCCAAAAUCUCAACUCACAAGAAUCAUUCCUUCUUCAAGCACCAACAUCGAGGAGGAUAUGGUGUUCUACCAGUUCAGCACCAUCCUCAGACUUACAUGGAUGACAUCCAGGACAAUAUGCCUAGAAAUCAAGAGGAGCAUAUGCUCCCCAGAAGCUCUAAGGUCAUUCUGUACAAAGAUACAUUAAAUUACAACCAGUCCAACAUGGAGCACCAGGAUGGAACCCAAGCUAGAAUCCAGAGAAGCGUAACCUUUGAUUUGUCCAUGGAACGUGCCUUGUAUGUAUCUAGAAAGGAAGGUCCAUACAAAAUCAGCAGGACAAAAAUGUCUGAAGCACUGCAGCCAAAAAGCAAAUCAAGUCCAGGCAAAGAAUCUAAACAAAGAAAAGGGAACGCACAAUCGAGGAAUUCAAAAACUCUUAAACCUAGAUCUCAAAGACAUAGUAAGCUGAAGGUCAAAUUAAAUCUGAACCCUCUCAAAAAAAGUCAGGUUUCUCCAAAGUCUGGUUCUGACUCUGAGGCUAAAGAUGUGAAAAGAACACCAAAAAAGAUCAAGAAAGACAAAUCGCAGAAGAGUGAGGCAAAAAAGGAAAGUGAAGGACAAAAGUCUGGUUCUGACGCUGAGGCUAGAGAUGUGAAAAGAACACCAAAAAAGAUAAAGAAAGACAAACCUCAGAAGAGUGAGAUGAAAAAGCAGAGUGAAGGACAAAAGACUGAAGAAAAAUACACAAAUUCUGAGAAAUCGCAAUGUGAGGAAAGUUCAAUCGAUCCCUUAGAAACUCCGAGUUCUGAAAAGAAUCCAGUGGAAUCCAGUCCACCCGUGCAGACUUCCAAUCUUUCAGCUGAAACCACGGAACAACUUGGUACAAAAAACAUUACACACCACAGUCAAAUCCCAUCCCUGGACCUUAGCCUGGCACUGGGUGCACCAGAAGAUGGUAAAGAAAGUCUUCAGAAAGAGUUUCAAACACCACAAGAUAGAGAAGUACUUCCUGAUGACUCUUUGACCCCAGGGUCCUCAACGGUCUCUGUUGUCCAGGAGUACCUGUCCUCGGGUGAUGGCUCACCGAAGAGAAAAAUUCGCCUGAUUGUACCUGAGAAAAGCUCCAACAGGCCUAAGACUGCACUGGAGAAGAAGAUCAGAUAAAUGU